Messenger RNA from Microbotryum saponariae, 1430 nucleotides. The record is from the annotation of a GenBank genome assembly. NCBI's taxonomy places the organism in Eukaryota, Fungi, Basidiomycota, Microbotryomycetes, Microbotryales, Microbotryaceae.
AUGACUCCCAAGACUCAGAAAAGCGUCUGGAUCGGAAAGACGGACAGGAUCAUCAAAGAUCUACCUGUGCCUUCGCCGGAGAAGGGAGAAGUGCUCAUCAAGAGUGAGUCAGCACUGACUAAGCAGUACUUGGGAAGCUCGCGACAUAUGGCGUCACCUCGGAGCCGUGGCCGAGCACAGACAGGGGCUUCGGCGAUCGAGAGAGGAGAGACCUGCAUAGACAGCUAAUCUGACCAUCUCAUCUGGCAGACGUCGCUGUGGCCUCUAACCCGAAGGACUGGAAGCUGCCGUACUACAUCCCCGACUAUGCCGCCGUCGAAGGCAAUGACGUAGCCGGUUACGUCGAACAGGUCGGAGAGGGCGUCACAAAGUUCAAAGUUGGUGAUAAGGUAAGGUGUAUUCACUGAAAGGGAUCCGCGAUACCUGUAUUCCCCUUUGGUCGGGUCGAGCAUGUGGUGCCCCAAAAUCGUCCCUCGCCCCAAAUCUAGCUCGACGAUCCGAACUAGACAGCUGACCCCUCCUUACACGACAAUAUCGUUCACCCAUCGCCACAGGUUGCAGCCUUCACCAAGAUGCGAGGUGGAGACCGCACGGGAGCGUACCAGCAAUACUCGAUCGCGCCUUCUCACACGACUUUUCAUCUCGGACUGGAAACCUCGUUCGAGGACGGUUCGACUCUGACCCUCGCCUACAUGACCGCCGUCGUCGGAGUGUAUCAACGCUUGGGUCUGCCUCAACCCGGUCAAAAAAAGGAGGGAAGUAAGAAGGAGGGUUUACUCAUUUGGGGUGGGGCGACCACGGUCGGUUACUUUGCCAUCCAGCUGGCCAAGGUUCGUUGCAUUGAUUCGUGGGUCUCGUGCUGGAGGACUGAUGGAGGCAGAGAUGUUGAUACUUCUACUUCUAUCUGUCAGAUGUCUGGACUCUACGUCGUCGCAGUUGCCGGCUCGUCAGCGCCGCUCCUCUCUUCAUUGGGCGUGGACGAGAUCCUCGAUUACCGCAACAAGUCUCACGAAGACCUCGUCUCCGAAAUCCGCAAAGCGUAUGACGGACAACUCCACUACGCUUUCGACGUCGUGUCCGAGAACGGCACGCUCGAAGCGAUCGCCGAGGCGUUCCAAGGUCGAUCCGGCGCCAAAGCCACCUACACUCUGACGUACGACAACAAGGUCCUUGACGAGAUCAAGGAGAAGGGCGUCGAAACGGUCCGAACGCUCGUCGGUACGGCUCAUGGCGGUGAUUCCGAAGCGUUAGCGGAAGAGUACUUUGACAAAGUCGGCAGGUGGGUCGAGGAGGGGUCGUUCAAGCCGAUGAAGGUCACGAUCGUACCUGGCGGGUUAGGCGGGGUUAAGGAAGGACUGAGGAGGUUGCAGGAAGGCGAGGUCAGGGGUGAGAAGUUGGUCUAUAGGAUCAACGAGACUGAGGGCUUGUAG